UUUGUUCUUCGUCCGAUCAUGCCUCAGCUAGAAUUCACACCCCAGGACUUCAAGGUCGCCGCGGAGACCAACAAGUCAACGUCACAAAUCCGCCUUUCUUCCCAGAAUGGCAAUUCCCAGUACGAUUUCUCUUUUGAAGCACUACGACCGGGUCUUUUCCGUACGACCUUCACCUCUUUAAAACACCAACUCCCUUCCCAUCGCUCGGCAGCCAUCCCCUCAAAAAAGUUGGAUGAAGCAGCCAUCAAGGUUGCAUCGCCGACGCCCAACUCAAAAAGCUUCGAGAUUGAGGGCAGCAGCAAAGUUGAAAUAGAUUGGAGCAACGGUCCACCACUUGUAUCCCUCACACUUCCUGGUCAAAAUGCCCCAAUACACUCUGAUCUCCCCCACCGAUCGUAUGUGACUGAUGGCACGGGGAUCGCACAUUACACCCGAUACAACUUUGGCACUUUACAUGUCGGACUUGGUGAAAAGCCAGCUCCCAUGGACCUUUCGAAUCGACACUUUGUGCUCUCAGCGACGGAUUGUUUCGGAUACGAUGUCUAUCGAACUGAUCCCAUGUAUAAACACAUCCCGCUCCUCAUAAAUGCAACACCGGAAGGGGUUGUAGGAAUAUUCUCCACCUCGCAUGCUCGUGGUUUCUACAGUGUGGGAUCUGAGAUGGACGGCCUAUGGGGUCGUUUCAAGGUAUACCGGCAAGAACAUGGAGGUCUCGAAGAAUACCUUCUUCUCGGACGAACGAUUGCCGACGUAGUACGACUCUAUGCUGAUGUGGUUGGUUACCCUCUUCUUGUGCCCCGAUGGGCAUUUGGGUACAUCGCCGGCGGCAUGAAAUACUCAAUGCUGGACGAGCCUCGCGCAGCCGACGCUCUCAUGGAGUUUGCCCGGAAGACGAAACAGCACGGCAUCCCUUGCUCGGGUUUCCAAAUGUCUUCUGGAUACACAGUCGCAGAGACAGAACCGAAGACGCGAAAUGUGUUUACGUGGAAUUACCACAGAUUCCCGGACCCAAAAGGUUUCAUCGAUGCGUAUCACAAGGAGGGCAUCCGCUUGAUCGCGAACGUCAAACCUUACGUUCUCGGUAACCACCCGGAGUACGAGAAGUUGAAGAAUGCGGGUGCUUUCUUCGUUGAUCCCGCGACGGGCAAAUCUGCGCAAGCUCGUUUGUGGAGCGCGGGCGGCGGCGAGUCCGGAGUCGGCGGUCACAUCGACUUCACUUCGGAAGCGGGGUAUCGAUGGUGGUACGAGGGCGUGGCUGAGCUAAAACGACUGGGUAUCGACUGCAUAUGGAACGACAACAACGAGUACACUAUCCCAAGCGAUGCGUGGGAGUGCGCGCUCAACGAGAAAUCUGUAACGCAAGAGCAGGGUCACGAUCUAGGAAACGAAGUGGGAUUCUGGGGUCGAUCACUAAACACCGAGUUGAUGGGGCGGAGCUCACAUGAUGCUUGUGUUGAUAUUGAACCAAAGGAGAGACCAUUCGUACUCACGAGGAGUGCCACGGCCGGUACUUUGAGGUAUUGCGCAAGCGCGUGGAGUGGAGACAACGUGACGAGCUGGGAUGGGAUGAAGGGGGCGAACGCUCUUUCACUCACAGCUGGCAUGUGUCUUAUGCAGUGCUAUGGACAUGACAUUGGCGGUUUUGAAGGCCCCCAACCCUCUCCCGAACUUCUGGUCCGCUGGUGUCAGCAAGGCAUAUACUCCUCGCGUUUCGCAAUCAACUGCUUCAAAACCUCACCGGAAAACAACAGCGUCGGCGAUGUGAUCGAGCCCUGGAUGUACGAGGAAACGACGCACUUAGUGCGUGACAUUAUCAAGCGCCGCUACGAAUUAAUUCCUUACCUCUACUCCCUCGCUCUGGAAAGCCACACAACAGCUACACCACCGCAGAGAUGGACUGGAUGGGGCUACGAGGGUGAUUCCGAGCUAUGGACAAACAAGGUCUUGACCGAUGGAGAGACGCAGUAUUGGCUCGGUGACACGCUCCUUGUGGGUGGUGUAUUCGAGCCUGGACAAGACACAGCUAAAGUAUACCUUCCCAAAGACGUCAAGAAUACUGGUCUUCAGUUCGUCGAUGUCAACAGCCCCGAUAAAUUCUACGAUGCGGGUCAAUGGAUAGAUGUAUCUGCCAAGUGGGACGAGAGUAUUCCGGUCAUAGCCAAGGUCGGAGGCGCGAUUCCAGUAGGACGGCCCGAACAGGUUCUCUCUGCCGGCGAAGUCGUCAACAACGCAAAUCUGCCGCUGGAUGAUUACCGCGCGGUAGAAAUCUUCCCACCGAGAGGUUCGUCUAACGGGAAGGAGUUUGUCAACGCCUGGUACGAAGAUGAUGGUAUUUCGCCGCCGCCAGCAAGUAUCUCGACGUUCACAGUGAAGUACAAGACGGAUGAAGAGAAAGUGUACUUGGAGUUCCAGGAAGACCUGCAGCCUGGAUUCGACCCGGCGUGGAAGAAGUUGGAUGUUGUACUGCCAGCCGGUGAUUCGCGAUCGCUUGUUUUCAACGGCAAAGAGAUUGUGAACUCAACAGUCGACGCAAAAGGAAGGACACGUUUUGGAGGUGGCAGUAUACGGUCAUGA
This is a messenger RNA of Periconia digitata, 2574 nucleotides long. The record is from the annotation of a GenBank genome assembly. NCBI's taxonomy places the organism in Eukaryota, Fungi, Ascomycota, Dothideomycetes, Pleosporales, Periconiaceae.